Molecule: messenger RNA, 1426 nt
Organism: Priapulus caudatus
Lineage: Eukaryota; Metazoa; Priapulida; Priapulimorpha; Priapulimorphida; Priapulidae
Exons: 8
Coding region: 75-1262 (395 amino acids)
Source: RefSeq, a predicted model, not a curated record
AAUACAGGUACACUGUCAAAUUUGUACCAGGGAGCAAUGGUGUUGGACGAUUUAACUGCAAGUCUAUCCCAAAUAUGAGUAUGUCUGCUGCUAGCAAAAAUACUGGUGCAGACAGUGGGUGCCAAAGUGAUGAAGAUCAAGCUCCAUUAGUUUUCGUUGCUGAUCCUAGUGGUGAGGAGUAUCAUAAUGAGAGAUUGAAAGACUUUGAAAUUGAAGAUGUUGUGCAAGAUUGCACCCCACGUAAAUGCGCAAUAAUCCCGGUAGAUGGCAGCACUCCAACACCGUGUGCUAUCCCUGCCGAAAUUGUGCAUCACUGGCCUGUGGAUUCACCGAUAUCAGACGACAGUGAGGGUAGUGGAAUAAUUGCAGAACAAUGUACAAAUAGCCAGCAUCGCCGGUGUAACAGUGCAGUGACAUGUAACACCAGUAGCUCCAGCACUUCAUUUGACCUGCAAGAUAUAAGCGAUUUAGAUCUUCUGGAUCUGCCAACGGAUCACACUUUUGUGAGCAGCAUAAGCAGCAGCUCUGAGCAAGAUAGUGGUCUGCCGUCUUUUUCCCCAUCGUUGGAUAGCAAGGACCUGCUGUUAGAGUUAUCCAACCAGGAGGAGUACUUUGAUUUCAUGCAAUCAUUUGUUGGUCUUAUCUUUGCUAAUAGCGCUGAAAUUUCCCAAAUAUUGAAAGCAAAGUUUGGAGAAUGUUGCCAGGCUGCACAGGGGAGGUUGUGGUUUUCCAAGCUUCUAUCAAAGCAGAGGGUGAAGAACAAGCAAGUUAGUGAGAGAACAUUCUAUUCUCUAGUUCAGUACUUGGCCAUAGCUCUGUUUGAGUGCCAUGAAGCCGAUGACUUCACACCUGCAAGAACACUAAUGAAUAUGUGCUUCACAUUUUACACAUUACAAAGUGGCAUUCAACACCAUGAGGGGCAAAGAGUGUAUCUUUACUCACAUUUGCACAAUCAACCGAUAUGGCAGUGCCAGCGCUUCUGGAGCGCGGCUUUCUAUGAUGCCUUCCAGCAGGAACGUGCCAACAGACCUCUGUUCACAAGGAAUGAGUGGGAUAGCAUAAGCAGUGAGGAGCAGGAAGAUGAGAAGAGAUACCAGCAGAAUGUUGCAUUCGGACAGCUUGGCACCUUCACAUACAAUAUGGUUCAGCUAGGGAUGCCCAAAGCACUCUGUUUAGACUUUCUGCGCAAGCAAAGUACCAUUUGCAACUUAACCACAGAGCAAGUGGAAUUGCUUCAGGAGAAUUUGGAGAGAAUUUCAUGAUCAGCAAGCAUUGUCUUGCAAUGCUGAUAGUCAGAUCUCACGGGUAACAGUGCAAUCAACGGACCAAGAUGUGACACUGACAUGUGAAGGAUUGCCAUCCUAUUCUGAGUUGUGCCAUUUGGAAUUUGAAUACACCAAUAUAUUGAACUGAUAUUAGUAUUGAA